Molecule: messenger RNA, 1830 nt
Organism: Homo sapiens (human)
Lineage: Eukaryota; Metazoa; Chordata; Mammalia; Primates; Hominidae
Gene: HTATIP2
Product: HIV-1 Tat interactive protein 2
Exons: 5
Coding region: 525-1253 (242 amino acids)
Cellular component (GO): cytoplasm
Source: RefSeq, marked validated
AGCGUCGCCGCGAGGCCACCCGGAAGACCAAGCCGGGUAGGCGCUGUCUCCGUCGCCUCCAACCCCCCCGGUCCGACCAGGGAAGGUGGGAUGCUCUGAUGGCCGGGCCUGCGGCGCUGAGCGCGGCGGCGGCGGCUGCUCUGGCGGCCGCCCUGCUCCUGCUGCGUCGUGAGGACCCGGGGCCGGGGGCUGGCCCCAGGUAACCCCUCCGCGUAUGGGACCGAGCUGGGCCAGGUCUCCUGGCCGGGCCGGGGAUACCGUGGGGUAUGCCCAGUGAUGCCAGCAGCUUGUGGCACCUGGGCGCACCCUCCAGCUCGGGCCCCUUCCGAUGGGUCUGCUGGCUCAGGUGCGGGCGAUGGCCGGGGAGCCGCGCCCCGCACGUGACUCAGCACUUUCCCCAGAGCCCGGACUGCGGAGAACAAUAUCCUCCUCCCUAACAGAUAAACAGCCCUUGUUCCUCGGGAUAAGGACUGGCAGUCCCCUGACACCCUAAGACCGGCAUCUGUCGAUGUUAUUUCCCCAGCAUGGCCGAAACAGAAGCCCUGUCGAAGCUUCGGGAAGACUUCAGGAUGCAGAAUAAAUCCGUCUUUAUUUUGGGCGCCAGCGGAGAAACCGGCAGAGUGCUCUUAAAGGAAAUCCUGGAGCAGGGCCUGUUUUCCAAAGUCACGCUCAUUGGCCGGAGGAAGCUCACCUUCGACGAGGAAGCUUAUAAAAAUGUGAAUCAAGAAGUGGUGGACUUUGAAAAGUUGGAUGACUACGCCUCUGCCUUUCAAGGUCAUGAUGUUGGAUUCUGUUGCCUGGGUACCACCAGAGGGAAAGCUGGGGCGGAGGGAUUUGUUCGUGUUGACCGAGAUUAUGUGCUGAAGUCUGCAGAGCUGGCAAAAGCUGGAGGGUGCAAACAUUUCAACUUGCUAUCCUCUAAAGGAGCUGAUAAAUCAAGCAAUUUUUUAUAUCUACAAGUUAAGGGAGAAGUAGAAGCCAAGGUUGAAGAAUUAAAAUUUGAUCGUUACUCUGUAUUUAGGCCUGGAGUUCUGUUAUGUGAUAGGCAAGAAUCUCGCCCAGGUGAAUGGCUGGUUAGAAAGUUCUUUGGCUCCUUACCAGACUCUUGGGCCAGUGGGCAUUCUGUGCCUGUGGUGACCGUGGUUAGAGCAAUGCUGAACAAUGUGGUGAGACCAAGAGACAAGCAGAUGGAACUGCUGGAGAACAAGGCCAUCCAUGACCUGGGGAAAGCGCAUGGCUCUCUCAAGCCAUGACCACAUUGGAGAAAUGGUUUUUAUUGUCAACCUUAACACCCAUCACCAAAUCGGUAAUUUCAGGGUCUAAAAAAAGUCAGCAUGUUUUAACUUUGUUGUUUUACUAUCCUCAGGCAUCCAUUCCAAUCAAGAAAUGAUGGUGCUCUGCAUCAGUGGUUCAGAGCCUGGUUAUACAUAUAGAUCACUCAGGGAGCUUUGGAAAAAUAAAGAUUUGUCAGCCCUAUCUCAAACUUGAAUCAAAAUUUCUGGGGUGUGGGCACAAUAAUCUGUAAUUUUCUUUGUUUAUACUUCCCCUGAUGCCACUGGUUCCGAUGCCACUGGCUGGGGGGCCUGCUUUGAAAUGCUUGUCUGCAGAGUCACAGCAGCCAUGAAAACCUUAUGACCGUGCAAAUGAGCUCUGCUCUAAAAUUGUUGACAUUCAUGUCUCUGAGUUACAAAAGUGCUAAUUCACUACAUGUAAUUGUGUAAGUAAACAUUGUGCCUUUACUACUUCUUUAUGUAAUAGAAGUUAUAUACCUAAGCUUAUAUAAUACAUGGGGAGGAUUAAAUAAAGGAAUAAAGAUGAAUGGACAACUCC